AUGAUGCGCCCACGCCCGCCAAUCGCCCGUCGCUCUCGGAUGGGCCCUCUACGUUCCGUUGAGGAAGUCCUCCAGGCCGUUGCAGAAAUCGACGCUUACAACGCAGCAUACGCCGAAUACGAAGAAGCACUCGCCGAGUACGAAGCAGCACAAGCCCAGUUGGCGUCCGUGGCAGAAGAGGCGGCAGAGGAGGCUACAGAAGAGGCCCCAGAAGAGGCUCCAGAACAGGCUCCAGAGGAAACUCCAGGAGAAGCUCCAGAAGAAGCUGCAGCAGAGGCGCUCCUUGCCAUGGCUUCUGACGGCCUUGUGCCGCCCCCGGCGGAUGACUGGAAGGGUGACAAUGGCAAUCCCAGCUUUCGCACCUUGGGAAAACUCUCUCCGCCUGUGAUGCGUAAAAUUGAGCCGUACGGAGCGCAAUUCCUUGCCUUCGCUCGCCGCAAGCGCCAUGGUCGUACUUUCUCUGAAGAUCAACGUCUCGAAGCCCUUAAGAAGGUGAAGAAGUCCGAGGACGAUGAUGAUGAUGAGAUCAGCGAGCCAGAAGACCCCUUGAUGCUUGCGAGAGAUGCGAAAGACUGGAAGGGACAAGACCACUACGCCGUCCUCGGCCUCUCCAAAUACCGCUACAAGGCUACCGACGAGCAGAUCAAGAAGGCUCAUCGCAAGAAAGUCCUCAAACAUCAUCCUGACAAGAAGGCCGCGGCUGGUCAGAGCGACGAGAAUGACAGCUUCUUCAAAUGUAUUCAGCGUGCCUACGAGAUCCUGACCGACCCAGUCAAACGCCGUCAGUGGGACUCGGUUGACGAAGCCGCUGACGUCGAACCCCCAACCAAGAAAGACAUGCAGAAGCCUGGGAACUUUUACAAGAAGUGGAAUGCCGUGUUCCAGAGCGAAGCCAGAUUCAGCAAGAAGACUCCUGUCCCUAUGCUCGGAGACGAAAAUAGCACGCGUGAGGAAGUGGAAGAAUUCUACGACUUCUGGUACAACUUCGACAGUUGGCGCACGUUUGAGUAUCUUGAUGAAGAUGUCCCGGAUGACAACGAAGGACGCGACCACAAGCGACACGUUGAGAAGAAGAACGCGAACGCUCGACGUAAGCGCAAGACGGAGGAUACCGCUCGUUUGAGGAAGCUCGUGGAUGACUGCCUGAGCUAUGACGAGAGAAUCAAGAAGUUCCGCAAGGCCGCGAACGCAGACAAGAACAAGAAGCGCUUGGAGAAAGAAGCUGCAGCCAAACGCGAGGCCGAAGAGAAACAACGCGCCAAGGAGGAAGAGGAGCGCAAGAAGAAAGAGGAAGAAGAAAAGUUGAAGGCGGACAAAGAAGCGACCAAGAAGGCGAAGGAGGCAGCCAAGAACGCUGUCAAGAAGAACAAGCGUGUUGUCAAGGGCAGCGUCAAAGAUGUCAACUACUUCUCCGAGGGUGAAGCGUCUCCUCAACAGAUUGACGAUGUGUUGAACGACGUGGACAAGGUGCUCGGCAACAUCGACGCGGACGAGUUGGCUGAGCUUGUUUCCCAACUCAGCAUUGCCGGAAAGGACGCAGCAAAGGUCAAGGAGGCUUUUUCGGCGACCACGGGUGGCUUGGUCGGUGCUGGGAAGCUCAAGGAGAGUGACUUGAAGGUCUUGAAAUGA
Molecule: messenger RNA, 1629 nt
Organism: Fonsecaea multimorphosa CBS 102226
Lineage: Eukaryota; Fungi; Ascomycota; Eurotiomycetes; Chaetothyriales; Herpotrichiellaceae
Exons: 3
Coding region: 1-1629 (542 amino acids)
Biological process (GO): 'de novo' cotranslational protein folding; regulation of translational fidelity
Cellular component (GO): cytosol
Molecular function (GO): Hsp70 protein binding; ribosome binding
Source: RefSeq, a predicted model, not a curated record